Tuber aestivum (summer truffle) is the source of this 584-nucleotide messenger RNA. Lineage: Eukaryota; Fungi; Ascomycota; Pezizomycetes; Pezizales; Tuberaceae. The record is from the annotation of a GenBank genome assembly.
AUGAAGCAGAAUAUCACCUCAAGUCUAUUCCCCGAAUCUCUUGAAUUGAAUACGGGUUCCCUACCGAUCUCUCAGCUCUCCAAACCCAGCCAUAGGCAAGAAAUCCGCAAAUUCUAAGAGGACAUUCCAUGGUAUUGUUUCCGUGGAUGGCCGGGAGCCGUCUAUCAGGAGUGUUCGCAAUUGGCCGACCUCCGGGACCCCUGAUGCGCUCCGCAUUGUUGAAGUUGGCCUUGACCCCCCGGCCCACAAGGAGCACGCAACCGGCUACGGAGACGGUGGGAAGGCAGCAACCUUCAUUGAGCUCGACAUCUCCGGUAUCAAUCUAAAUAAGGAGCAAAGAGUCAGGGGCAUCGGUAUCCAUGAUAGUACAGCACAGGCAAGUUCGAUAGCGAUCUUACCUGCAGCGAGCAAAGUGAGUUUAAUGCAUGAUGAAACACCUGUAUCGUGGUUUUAUUAAUACUGUUUUGCCCAAGGCACUCUCGAGUCCCCCGGGUACGCACCAGCCUAUGGCGAGCUUGGCCGCUCGGUUGACAACCCUGAAACAGCCUGGUAUUGUGAAUAUUAAUGGGCCGGUGGAAGCCUGA